This is a messenger RNA of Durotheca rogersii, 3097 nucleotides long. Its product is annotated as glycosyl transferase family group 2-domain-containing protein. Lineage: Eukaryota; Fungi; Ascomycota; Sordariomycetes; Xylariales; Xylariaceae. The transcript is spliced from 4 exons. The record is from RefSeq and is a predicted model, not a curated record. The coding region runs from base 201 to 3020 and encodes 939 amino acids.
GUGUCGUGGAGGAACAGACGGUCGUGAAGCUUGAUGUGCCCCUUGGACCUCUUAGGUUCGUUGCUUCUCUCACGCGCCGAGUCUCUUGUCACCUGCCGCCCAUAGGACGACGAGGUGUUAUCUCCUUCCCCUCUGGCAUAGGGAGUCGCCGAAGGCGGGAGUGUUUGUCUUCUCCUUCCUGAUUCGCGCGACCUGUCAGGAUGGGUUUCCUAAAGUCAUAUUUCACUCCCGGCCGGACGAAGGGAGAUGGAGAGCUGCCCGGUAGAGAAGAGAAAGGGACAGAACGCGCCGUCGAGGCGGGACCGAAUAGCCUAAGACUCGGAGCUCGUUUACCACCUCCCGUUGCCGGUCCGGCCCCGGGACUAUCGACGCCAGGCAUAUCGAUACCGAUGAGUCCGUAUCUAUCGCAUCUGGAUGGGUUACGGUCAGACGGGUCGCACACAAGUUCCUCGCGGUUAGACGUUUCACGGCCAGGAUCGAUUUAUCCCAACUCGGUAUACCCCUCGGGCGAUUUUCGAAAUGCCCGAGAAAGCAUCCUAGAUGUGAGGGCGGACGUCGUGUGCAGCUGGUUAUACCAGAUGCAGCUGGAGAGACAGUAUUCGACGGGUAUGAUUCCCGGCGAAGGGGUGGUAUUGAAGAAAGGGAGGAACAACUAUACGUGUUAUCCGCCACAGCUUCGCGACAUAUCCGGCGGUCUCCUUGACAUGUCGAUGGAACUGAACGUUCGCUGCUCUAUGACGGUGAAUACGAGAGUAAUCAACGUCAUUCUCGCCUCGAAACGAUCAGAUCGUAACUAUAUCCCGCUUUCCGACGGCCUGCGUUUGCAGGUACUGUCCAGCCUUAGCGAGCUACCUCAGUGCCAGAAACAUCACUUUGCCGCGUUUAUACAGGAUCUCCAGAUCCUGGUUGUCUGGGACGACGACCCGAAGAAGCUUCUAGCGAGGGUUGACGCUUUGGAGAGACAACUCAUGCAAAUGAUAUGGGGCAACGGAGACGACGACGAUGAAGACGACGAGGAAGAGAAAGGCGAGAAAGGCAAGAAAGCUACUGGCGUCGAAGUGGACGUGGCGGCCGUCGAUUUAGAGGCGGCGGACGAGACGGAAAAACGGACGAUAAAAGUCAGCAGCUCGAUCAUGGUAGCACUAACGCUGGCCCUUUGCAUAUCCUGCAUGGGACUGGGCCUACGAUCCUUGGCGUUCGAAGUCGAAACGGACAAUUCAUAUACUCGACUAGCACUCGCCGCCGUCAUCCCGUUCCAAAUGUGGGUUGCCAUGUUCUUUUUUCAAACGAUCAUAGUCAACCUCUUCCAAACGUUUGGCCCCAUAUCUGCUGUCGACAACAAUUCGAGGUUCUACUCCGGGAAGCCCCCCAAGCGCUUAAACCGGGAGGCUCAGCGACUUCCUCAUGUUACAAUCCAGAUGCCUGUGUACAAGGAAGGCCUGAGGGCUGUUAUAGUGCCGACAGUCCGAUCUCUGAAGCAGUGCAUCUCGACGUACGAGUUGCAAGGUGGCUCUGCCAACAUCUUCGUAAACGACGACGGUCUGCAGCUGAUCUCGGAGGAGGAGGCUCAAGCCCGGCGGGACUUUUACGACGAGAACAACAUCGGUUGGGUCUCGAGGCCGAUGCACAACCCGAAGCCAAAGGAUGGAAGCCAGCCUUUUCUCCGACGCGGCAAGUUCAAGAAGGCAUCGAACAUGAACUACGCCCUGAUGGUAAGCAACCGCGUUGAAGACAAGCUGGUUCAGACCCCCAGGACUCCGGAGUGGACUCAAGCAGACGAGCACGCCGCCUACGAACAAUGCCUCGCCGAAGUCCUGCAGGAGGACCAGGGGCGUACCUGGGCUGGGGGAAAUAUUCGCAUCGGAGAUUAUAUACUUAUCAUCGACUCCGAUACCCGCGUGCCGGACGACUGUCUCCUGGAUGCUGUCAGCGAGAUGGAACAAUCGCCUCAGGUGGCCAUUUUGCAAUAUACUUCGGGCGUCAUGCGAGUGUCCAAGUCAUUCUUCGAGGCAGGCGUUACGUGGUUCACCAACCUCAUAUAUUCGGCCAUUACUUUCGUCGUAGCGCACGGCGACUCUUGCCCUUUCGUCGGCCACAACGCCAUCCUGCGAUGGUCCGCCAUCCAGGAUGCUGUAUCGUACGAAGACGAGGACGGCUACGAGAAAUUCUGGUCCGAGUCACACGUGUCAGAGGAUUUUGACAUGUCACUCCGACUUCAGUGUGCCGGCUACGACCUCAGAUUCGCGUCGUAUACUGGGGAAGGGUUCCAGGAGGGCGUCUCCCUGACGGUCUACGACGAGCUUGCGCGGUGGGAGAAGUACGCGUACGGUUGCAACGAGUUGAUGUUUCAUCCUCUGAAAUACUGGCUCACCCGCGGUCCCAUCACUCCGUUGUUCAGAAGGUUUCUGUGCUCGAAUAUCCACCUACCUAAGAAGCUCACCAUCUGUACUUACAUCGGUACUUAUUACGCCAUCGGCGCGUGCUGGGUCCUCACACUCCUAAAUUAUUUCCUCUCGGGUUGGUUUUUUGGGCUCUACGACAAAUUCUACAUCGAUUCGUUUGCCAUCUAUGUUUCGGUGAUUGUCGUCUUCACAGGCUUCGGCAACUUUGCCCUUGCCAUCCUGCGAUAUCGGCUAAACCAGCAAUCACUGCUCUCGGCCUUCUGGAGUAAUAUGAAGUGGAUCCCAUUGAUGUCCAUAUUCCUAGGUGGCCUCUCCUUACACGUGUCGCAGGCUCUCCUGAGCCAUUUCUUCGGUAUCGAUAUGACGUGGGGGGCGACAGCCAAGGAGGUAGAGGAGGUAAACUUCGUCGAGGAGAUCCCACGCCUACUCCGUCGGUUCAAGGGCACAUUUCUCUGGUGUGCCAUCAUGACGGCCCUCAUCAUCUGCGGUUGCUACGUCUUUCCUAUCCAGUGGAGGAUCGUGCACCUGGCGUCUAUCUGGCCGCUCGCGUGGAUAGUCGGCUGCCACUUCUUGUUGCCGGUUGCACUGAAUCCGGCGCUCAUGGUGUUCGCGUGGUAAUUUGGGUGGGGUGUUGCCAGCCUAUCGGCCCCUGAUUUGUAUGAGCGUUGAGGUACCAGCCUAUAGGCAUAUGUAUU